This is a messenger RNA of Aspergillus aculeatinus CBS 121060, 1839 nucleotides long. RefSeq names its product putative mucin family signaling protein Msb2. Gene Ontology annotation, cellular component: cell surface; extracellular region; site of polarized growth. The record is from RefSeq and is a predicted model, not a curated record. Gene Ontology annotation, molecular function: osmosensor activity. The coding region runs from base 1 to 1839 and encodes 612 amino acids. The transcript is spliced from 16 exons. Gene Ontology annotation, biological process: hyperosmotic response; osmosensory signaling pathway via Sho1 osmosensor; signal transduction involved in filamentous growth. NCBI's taxonomy places the organism in Eukaryota, Fungi, Ascomycota, Eurotiomycetes, Eurotiales, Aspergillaceae.
AUGGUUUCUCCGACAAGAUCCCUGCUGCUCGCGCUUCUGACGCUGAGUGGUCUGGAUAUCACCGCAGCUGAGAGCGCAGCCGAGGCGCAAGACUUGCGGGCUCGGCACUACCUUGAGGGUCGCGCAAGUUCAUCAGCCGAGAGCUCUAGCUCUGUUGAGACCACUGCCACUCAAGCCUCCUCUGUGGCAUCCAACUCUACUACUGAGGCGGCCUCUUCCAAGGCCAUCAUCUCUGCAUCCCAGGACGCCGCCUCCACUACUACUCCUGGCGCAUCGGGUCUGGUGGUGCCAUCGUCAGCUACUGCGUCUGGCUCGGCUACUGUCCCCGUUUCCACCGCGUCAGGCUCUGUCACUGCCUCUGAAUCUGCCACUGCCCCAACUUCGACCGCUUUGGCGGGCUCGACAACUGUUUCCGGCUCGGUGAUUGCUUCUGAAUCCGCCAUCUCAUCUGGUUCCGCGACUGUGUCUAGCUCAGCUCCUACGGCUACUUCGACCGUCUCGGUUCCUGGCUUGGUCAUUUCGUCUGAAUCUGCCGCAUCUGUUGUCGUCGUGGGAUCGAGCUCGGUGACUGCCACGAGUGCCAGCGCCUCUGUGGAGCCAGCACUCCUCAGUUUGAGCAUGAGCUUGCCCACCAUUCCUGUCAGUGUUCCUUUGGUCACUCCCACUUCUUUGUUGGGAUCCACCGCAUCGGAUCUGACAUCGGUGGCCUCUGCCGUCCCCACCAGCGGUGCUGUGGGUCUUAGCAGUACCGGCUUGGACCUGACAUCCGGCGCUUCCAUCGUUCCGACCAGCGGGGCUACUUCUGAUGCCUCCAGCGCUGCAAUUGGCCUGGGGCCCACUGCCACCACAUCCACGGCUCUCAUCGCUCCCUCCAGUGAGACUCAGAGCUUCGCACCUGGCGCCUCGACCCCUGUUAUCAGUGGCAGUGUCGCUCCCACCACCUCUACCCCCAUCUCUGCUUCUGAGACAACAUUCGAGUCGGGAUCUCCAUCGGGAACUGCUUCCGAGUCCGCCUCUUCCGCUGCGUCUGCCACUUCAACUGCUCUGAUCGCUACCAAGACCACGGAAGCUUCGGGCUCAGUCUCCGCAGCCCCGACUGUUGCCCCCUCCCCAACGACCACCAAGGCUGUUGCUGAGACCACCACUGCGCAAGCCCCCACAUCCAGCACAGCGAACGCGGAUGAUUGGAUGCCAUCCAGCAUUCUCAUUCUUCCUGGCUCAAUCUCUCCGGCUGGAGGCAUUCCCAACGAACCCAAGAACUCGACCUUGAUCCAGAUCGGAUUCAAUGGCAAGCUUCGGUACAGUUUCAUCUUCACGUACGUUCCCCAGGGUCUCGAGUACGCCCUGUCGGCCAACGGCAGCGAUGUCGUGAUGUACGACAUUCAGCCGUAUGACAACUCGGCCAGCACUGGGUACAUCGCCACUGUUGCUUUGGCUUACAUCCCGUCGGGUGACCCCAAUCAGACAGUCAAGACAUUGAUCGCCGGUGGAUCCGGCAGCAACAAGGGUAGCGAUGAUGGAGGGUAUGACCAGUCGGAUGCCGGUACGAGCAGCACGGGCACCACCAAGGCCAGCGCCGUUGGCAUUGGUGUCGGCGCUGUUGCCGGUGCUGCCGCCUAUGGUGCUGGCAUGUUCUGGGUGGCUCGUCGGUACCGCAAGAAGCGUCAACUGCACCAGCGCAGCCCCUCGGCCGUGGAUCAGAUGAGCGAGGGCCGCGGAUCCGCUGCCCUUGCUGCCGGGGGUCGUAUCUCCCGUGGCAGCCAGAACAGCCGUGGCACUGGUCGGACACAAAUGAUCAGUGCGCCUGUCAUGGCUGAAAAUUCGCUUGGAUGGAACUAG